Messenger RNA from Pocillopora meandrina, 3019 nucleotides. NCBI's taxonomy places the organism in Eukaryota, Metazoa, Cnidaria, Anthozoa, Scleractinia, Pocilloporidae. The record is from the annotation of a GenBank genome assembly.
AUGAAUCCCGGGAGCAGAAAAAUAUUCCGAGCUAAACCACCAGACAAGGGUAGCUUUCCUUUGGAUCACGACGGUAUAGAAAAGUUUCCGACGUAUCAAAUGUUGUUUCAAACGAAACUUCUUAUUAACAAGAAUCAUUCAGUUUUUCAUCAACAAGCUUGAGUUUAUGAAUGAUAAUUAACAAUUCGCCGAACGCGAACAAUUGUUUUAGUAUGGUGGCUCAGUUGCUUUCAAAUUCUGUUAUUGAUUUGUUUUGCUGUUGACACUAGAGGAUCAAUUUUGACUGGCUGCGUCCUCUAUCGCAUUUAUCACUUCCUCUGUAACAUUGACAAAAUACGAGUUUCUCAUUGGCUGGGAAAAAAUGCAAUUGAGAGCAAAAAUUGGUUUGCCAGAUUGGUAAAUCAAUCAAUCAUAAUGUAUUUGUCUCUUAUAAACCCUUUGCUACCUUAUGUAAGUAAAGCAUGGAAUUGAUCUACUUCAAAAUUAUUGGUUGUUCAUCAAAUGGAUCAAGUCCAAGUUUUCCUUAGUCCGUUGUAGCCCAUAUUUUAAUAUGGCUGAAUCUGGUCUGUGCCUCAUGCACUAGAUUAAUUACAUGAAAUGUUGAGCUCAGGAAGUAAGAAGCCUCUCAUUCAGCAUGUGUAAAUGUGCAAAUGUCUCACUUUACUGUGAAACAGGUGAAUGUAAAGAGUACAUGAAGAGAUACAUGAAGUGCUUGAGGGAGAACAAUAAUGGGAACCACUUGUGUAGAACAGAGUCCAAGGAUUAUCUCCAAUGUAGAAUGGACAGGUACAUUUGUUUCCCCAUAUUCAUUCCAGUGAAAAGAUCUUUUCCUAAAUAGUUUUUGAAAAGGAGAACCAAAAAACAAAAUGAUCCUCACAGAUGAAUUGCAAUAGAAGAAAUUUCAGGAACAUUUAGAAGGCUAAAAAAAUUUAGGCUUUAAUGGGAAUCCAAGCCAUACCUCCCAGAUACCACAGGGGAUUCCUAAUAACACAGUUAGUAUUGGCUGAAACCAUUCAUUGUAUCCAGGCUUCCCUUCACAAUAUGUGAUUGCUACUUGUACAUGCAGCUGUGUGAAAAUGAUUCUGUUGUUGUUAUUCUUCUUGGUUAGCUCUGAUUUGCUCUUCAUUUUCAUAGUUUAGCCAGUUUUACUGCAAGGUAGUAUUAGAUAUUUAGAUCCACUCAGAGAAGCCUUUUGGAAAAACUAGUUCAAUAUUGUUCUUUGACAGCUUCAAGCACAAGACGUCUGUGUUUGCUUUAUUGCCCCUCCUGUUCCUUUCCCUAUAAAUUGCUUGCUGCAAAGAGCUUGCUAAGCAGGCUAAUCUUUUACAAAUGGCCUAUUUUGCAUAGUUGGUUUUGUGUUUGUACGUGGUAACAAAGUCAUAUUUUUUUAAAUUGACAGACAACUCAUGGCAAAGGAGGAUUUUGAGAAACUUGGUUUUCAUCAGUCUAUACAAUCACAAGAUCACAACAUUGAUCAGAUUGAUCAUGACAACAUACAAAAUAGCACAAAGUCCACAAGCUGAUAGUAGUUCAAGGACAAUAUAAAAGUUGAUUAACAUAUUAAAAAUACACAACAGUCUGGUGGAACUGGGUUUUUCAUUGGUUAAUCAUCAUCAAAAGAACUUUCUCAACAGCCAGGGGGAGUCAGCCCUUGGCAAGGAACACAGGCCUAAGGGGAGGACUGACUCACUCCAAUGACUUCAAUGAUCACACUACUGAAGAUGUUAAGCAGUCAGUCACUUUCACCACCAACAGUCAUUUUCAGGACCACUCCCCAUCCAGACAAUUAGACCACACCCUCUAUCUGAUAAACAAUAUAAUAGAAGUGAACAUUUAAUAUACAAUAACAUAGUAGGACUCAAGUAAAAGCUGUAGAAUAGUAGAAUGAGAAUGUUUUCACCUACAAGAAUAAAAAGGCAACAAGGACUAUUUUGUAUUUACUAUGCUGGAGCAUUUCUGAUGUGGUGCAAAAAAUAAACUAAGAAUCGUGAAAAUUGCACAAGCCUGUAGGGAAAGUGCAAUUUGUGGUCUUUGAAAAAAUUUACUAGAGCUUUUUUAUUCCAAAUUGCAUGGAAAAAAUUAUGUGAUUAUGUUUCAAGUGCAAAAAUAAUUUUUUCAAACCCUGCCUGUGACAUUGUGCAUUCACUCAAAACAACUGCAUAUGAUCAAAACAAUAACAUAAAAUGAUUUUUUCACAUCUUUAAGGCACAAAAAAUUCAAAGUCCAGCUAAACAGUUCAAGGAAUUGUUCAGUUUGGUUUGUUACUUCUCUGCACCAAAUUAACCCUCUUUUGCUUUGAAUUACCUGAAAACUGCAUUUAUCUUAACCAGUCAGAACUGAGUAAUUUUUUUCAUGUAUCUCAUUAAAAAUGUUAUUUAAUUGAUGUAUUUAAUCCUAAAGCUUGACUUACAUGUCUGAUUAUGUUAACGGAUUCCUUACAUACUGUAUUUCCUCAAAUAAGCACCCCUCUCUCUCAAGUUAGUAGGGAUACUGUUGAAAAAAACCUGUUUCAAUGACCAAUUUAUUUAUAAUUUUUUUACCUUCAACUACAACGUAACCAGUCUAAGAGAAUAGUUUAUUUUCUCCACGUGCUUACAGAGUUCCUUUGAGUGCAUUAUCUAUUCUUUUGUUUUUUUGUGUGUGAUUUUGCGCUCUGAGUAAAUGCAGUUAACUUCCCAAGCACAACUAGACCAUUCUCUAUCCUUUGGUGACCAGUAAUUUCUACAGUAAUAAAGUUAAUGAGAUGCGUUUGAAGAAAACAGUUGAUAAUGAGUUACAGCUCAAUCGAAAUGUGCCCAGCAAGCUCAAAGCUGUCAGCGCCAUGCAUAAGCCUCACUUUUUAAAUUCCAAUUGCAUUGUCCGGUUAUACUUCUUUGCUUACUCCAUGUCGCUUUUUUAAGCAAAUAUAUAUUUCCCUUGUGUAAACAGACGAAAGGUAUUAAAAAUGUUGAAUCAACGUCUUCGUGGAUAAUGUUUUAGUUUCUGUUUUUCUAUUUACGAUUUAACCAGAGUAAAGUUG